Pomacea canaliculata is the source of this 5145-nucleotide messenger RNA. RefSeq names its product beta,beta-carotene 15,15'-dioxygenase-like. NCBI's taxonomy places the organism in Eukaryota, Metazoa, Mollusca, Gastropoda, Architaenioglossa, Ampullariidae. Gene Ontology annotation, molecular function: carotenoid dioxygenase activity; beta-carotene 15,15'-dioxygenase activity. The record is from RefSeq and is a predicted model, not a curated record. Gene Ontology annotation, biological process: retinal metabolic process; carotene catabolic process. The transcript is spliced from 2 exons. Bases 2334 to 3935 code for a protein of 533 amino acids.
UUUAACAAACUUUAAUUAUGCUUGUUCAACAUUUUACUAGGAAAAUGACAUAUGUGUGCUUUGUCUACAAUCGUAACAUGUUUUAUUAUUCUGAUCGUUUUCAAUUUAAUGUUGUGCCUUUUGUACAAAAUAGUGUCUGUCAAGCGUCUGAAGCAGAUUGCUUCAUGAUCACAACCGAAGAAAAUUGUGUUAGACAUCCAAUCCAGACUAAUUAUGCCUUUGACAUCUACUCGCAGUACAAGUCAGGGCUAUUUUUGUGAAAUAAAAAAAAAUCUUGCCAGUAACAGGGUUCAUGGAAAAUUGGUAAUAGGAAUUUUUCUCCCUAAAAAUGAUUUACAAAACUCCUCACCCCUGACCCCUGUCAUAUUUUACUUCAUCAUCAGGCAACACGUUUCCCUCCAGUACAGAAUAAAAUCUCUUUACGAGGCAAAGUACAAUAGAGGGAUUUUUAUGUAAUCAAGCACAUAGGAGAUUUCUACCCAGAAUAAAGCUUGUUGGGUGUUCGUGCUUUCAGGCUAAUGAUGUUGAUGGUCGGACUGCUACGUGUCACGCAACGUAUUAUUGCUUCUUAUCAUAAUUAGAAUGUUUCUCUGUAUCGAAAACACAUAUAGAAAGUAUAUUUGUUUUAUAGGUUGUUUUUUUAACAGGGAUAUCCAAUAUUCUGACAAAUAUACACUUCAUUAUUAUUAUUCACCGCUUUAUGCUCUUCCUGUAAUAUUAUUUAAAACUAGCCCCGAGUAAAGUGUGCGAACAAUUCCAUCCUUCUUCCUAAAUAAUCUGAACAAAGGGAUGGGAGGGGGAGUAUCCUGUACUCUUACAUGGAUGUAUGACGAUAGUUAUCAGAGUGUAAUGCAAAAUUACUAGACAUAUUAUUGCAAUGCAUUUUUAUUAUAGCCGUGAUAGAAAUGUAGAACACUCAGCUUUAGCCAUCUCCUCGCACCCACUCUGACAGGAAUGUGACAUCAGACGCACAGACAAAAGUGGUAGGUAAACAGUUCAUAGAGCUUGAUCAUCACAUCACCUGCACUCAUUCAUACUAGUUGCAGCCCAGAUAUACAAUCAACUUCCGGACAGGGUACACACCUGAAUGCACAGGCCAACCCUGCUUGCUCCCAUUCCGUUCUUAUGUGUACUUAAAAAAAAUUAUUUCAUACUUAUUUUGUUUUCGUAACUUCAGUGGCAAUAUUAAUGCGUGCGGAUUUUUCAUACCUGUGAAAAGGACUGUAAAUGCUGGUGUAAAUGAUCAUACAUGGAGAAGUAGAACUUGAUAUAGACCGUCUGUGUUGAUGUUUUAUGUAAAGCAAUGUUCUAUUGUUACCGUCGGCAGACAAAAAUAUCCUAAAAGCGAUUAAUAAAAAUGCACGUGACAUAAUCUUAUUUUCCGAUUGGAGUCUGUCUAGUAGUCGAUUGAGAGGUUUACUACAAACAUCAUUUCCUCAUUAAAAUCUUGAUCAUCUCUAUGCUUAGAAGUGAAUCUCCCUUUUUAUUUACUUUAUUCGUUUAUUUUAAUGAUUACUUACUAAGUGAAAACGUUGAAUUUUAAUGAUGGAUUAGAAAACUGAAGAGAAUUAGCAUCUCGGAAACAAAGUCUGGCAUAGUCUGAUAACUGUUCUCAAGGAAAGAUCAGCCUGUGAUCACUUUGUUGUAAUUCAAAUAAAAGGUGGGAGAUCAUACUUCUUUCGAACCUGAUUAAGUGCUAACCUCUGCCGUUUUGCUUCACCUCAAAACAGUCUCAUGCACCAAACCCCUCCAAUCCCUUCUCGCACUUCCCUCCGUAAAUGCAAACCACCGUCCAUUUCUCAGCUGUUUAGCGGGGAGAGCACUUUUCAGUUCUGUUCUAACGGCAUUAGCCUUGACCAUCCAUUGCCCCAAUUUCGUGUCUAGACUGACCCACCCACCAGGGAGUGGAGGGCCUAAUGACCCUAACCCCGUUUACUCCUCUCACCAACUGUUGUCCUGCAGAGGAAAGGGGUGUGCAGGUGUACACUGGGUAACCUACGCACUUCACGAAAGAUCCUCCUUUUCAUACACCCCACCCCAUCCUUUUUUCACCGCGAUCCCUGCCGGGGGAGUCCCUCACUGACCAUUUUAAUAGAUAACAGUAACAACACCCUUGACGAUGGAUUUAAUGCUGUUUGUAACCAUUUCUCUUGCUUCAUCAUUUUCUCGAAGUUGGGGUGACGGCUUGUCGUUCUCCGCAAUGCUAGUUUUAACCCACUGUCGAACUCUUGACCGAAAAUGUGACUAGACUUGGUCCUUUUCUCCAGCAUCUGACCCAUUGGCUUGAACUGGUGACGACCACCUGUCCACCGUCGCGGACCUGCUCGUACAACAUGACCGCUGCCGCAUGCUGGGUGUCGUGCGCUGCUGCUGUCCUGCUGUGUCUCCUCCUACCGGCGACGCAAGCAUCGGGGGACGUGGUCGACGUGGGAUUCGAUCUCUUGUUCGAGUCCAACACCGUGGAACUCAGCGACGUGCCUAUAACCUUUGACUCGGCGCUACCCACCUGGCUAACCGGCACCUUGGUGCGCAAUGGACUGGGGCUAUUCGAGAAUGGUGACCGCUCAUUUCUUCACGCCUUCGACGGCUUCGCAAAGUUGACCAGCUGGCGUUUCCUUGGCAACGGCUCGGUUUUUUUCAGCACGCGCUUCCUGGCCAGUAGCUUCUACAACGACUCAAUGACGUCGGCGUCCAUCGCGCCCUACCUGCUCUUUGACAGUGUCUCUCCAUCCUUCACCUUCCUGGAACGGAUGAAGGCCAUCUACCACGGGAUCGACAACAUGAACGCCAACGUGGUUCGGCUACCCAGGGAUGAUGGCGGGUACGAUUACCUGGCCCUCAGCGACUUCUGGAAAGUGUAUGAGAUCUUUCCGGACAGGCUGGGCACGGGUACCGCAGUGACCUCACCCUUGAAAGGGUCCCACGGGACUCUCCUUAACAAUUUGUUUUUGAACCUGCUGUCGUCCGCGCACCCUUUGCCAGAACCACGGACAGACAAACACCUGACCUUUCUGUCCAGCAUCUCGGUUCUACCGUGGAUACCGAGCCGCAUGCAGUUAGUGCGGGUGGUGUCAACUUCGCAGAGGGAGGUGGUUGCCAGUUGGGAGGUCGAGCGCGUGGCGUACAUGCAUUCCUUCUCGGUGACGCAGACGCACGCGCUGCUGCUGGCCCACCCGAUGUACGUCAACGUCCCAUGCAUGAUCACGCGAGUCACGCCUUUCGACUGCCUAGACUGGCGGCCGGACAUAACGCCUGGAACCCUAUACGUUGUCAACCUGCAGAGCGGCGAGGUGACAUCGCUGACGAUGGACACCGUGGUAUUCACUAUGCACCACAUCAACGCUUUCAACCUGCAAACGGAAGGUCAGAUCAUCCUGGACCUCUCGGCGUACCCAGACCCAAAGUUCGUGGCUAGCCUGCGUCUUUCCAUUUUGCGGGAUCCUUCCCGCCGCAAUAAUUUUCCCGUGCACACCAGCCUCCUCCGUUUCCUCGUAGACCUGCGAGCCAAGACGGUGCGACAGGUGCUGACUCCUCCCCAGCAGCCCUCCCUGGAUUUCGUCUCGCGCCUGGACAUGCCCUCCAUCAACGAGUGCUUCCGUGCGCGGAAGUACUGCUUCGUGUAUGGGGUAGUGGUGAAAAUGGACAACUCCACCCUCAGCAAGGUCGCCAUCGUCAAGCGAGACGUGUGCGGGCUUGGGCGAGAUCGCGCCUGGCUUGUGCCAAACCACUACCCCGUCGAGCCACUCUUCGUACCCAACCCUCAGGGACUGGAGGAAGACGACGGGGUGGUGCUGGUGCCCAUGAUCGACGGGCCCGCCCGGCGUAGCUACCUGGCCGUGUUGGACGCGCAUAACUUGGUCUUGGUCGCCAAGAGUUACCUGCCAACCGUGGUUCCCUAUUCACUGCACGGACACUUCUUUGAAGAGAUUGUCUGAACCCAGGGCUCAUUAUAUCGUGGAUCUCGUAAUCAUCAUCAUCUUUGUUGUCGUCGUCUGAACAUUUUAGGAAAAUCAGUGAGAUAAUUCAUUUCUUGUGUCUGAAUUACUUUUAAAGGUUGAUCUGGCGUUAGUCCAUUGACAUGUUGUUGAUAUAUGAAGUUCAUCAUGUAAUAACUAAGGUGAAAAGCAAGUUCAACACGCGUAAUGGCUGAUUCAACAGCUUGCAUGUACCGCUUAUUUGCCAGUAUAUACAACUGUGUGUUGACAUUAUGAUCUCAAUUUCACACGAGAGCUGAUGAGGAGGAAUGUUAUCUGCAAUUUUAUAAACCUUCUCAACAGAAGUGAUGGUAAAUCUGACUGGUCGUGCAUGGAGUACAGUGUAGCACAAGCUUGGCAGCGCUGCUGUAAAUCUGGUCUGGCAAGAUGUGGACUGUGGGAUGUUGAAUUGUUUUGUGACAAUGCUCAUCUGACGGUGGCAGUAUUAGUGCACAUUAUGCACGUGUUUGCGUGGGAGCUCGCGGCGUGUCUGUCGAUGCAUAUUUGCUUGCGAAUGGGAGGCAACAUGUGUUUGAGUAUGUGAUCGCGCGUGAGUGCGAACGCAGGUUAAGUACAUUUUACAGGGAAAUAUAAAUUUAAUUAGAGUUUGACUGUUACAGAUUUAUUACACAGUAUUACUGCAUAUUUUUACAACGAUUGAGUUCUAGUUUUCGCUUUGGUAAUGGUCUAGGAGUCAAUUCCUAGAAUUGCUUUUUCAUUCUGGCAGGAUUAUAUUUAGACGCAGGCUUUUAGUUCAUUACAAUAAGUAGCUUUUGUAUCUGAUGGACACGAAGUCAGUAAGAUAUCGCACAAACACGCGACUGUGCCAGGUUGCGGAUACAGACUGAAAUUUCCCAAGAAUGUUCCUGUUACAAAUAUGAGUGUGAGUGUGUGUGUUAAGGCGAUAUUCUGUACAUAUGACCAGCUGAGACUGUUUAACAUUAUGCAUAGUUCUAACCAAAUGAUUAGAAUAUGAAAUCUAACGGUCGGCAACGUGUCAGAAAUGACGAUGACCACUAACAAAGGAAAGAAAAGCCAUGAGUAUUAAUACUCGUUGCUCGCCUUUACACUGCAAGUAAAAUGUUUACGAUGUGAUACUCCGUUUGUCGCGAUGGUCUAAUGAUUUCUAAUCAGAUGAAUCAUUUGUGAUAAUAAAUUCCAUUGAAAAAUA